Molecule: messenger RNA, 759 nt
Organism: Salpingoeca rosetta
Lineage: Eukaryota; Choanoflagellata; Craspedida; Salpingoecidae
Exons: 4
Coding region: 137-682 (181 amino acids)
Source: RefSeq, a predicted model, not a curated record
CGCUGGCAACGAUUUACAGCUUGUUCGCCUUGUCGUAUGACCCGACCGAUAUCUGCUGUUUUGCAUUAAACACACAGACUCUUUCUUAUUCGAACAACAACAACACCAACAACAGCAACACCACACGCGAGCAGCGAUGAGGGUCGUGUUUGGAAUGAUCGUGGCCACCCUACUAGCCACCGUCGUCAGCGCCACACUUGAUCAAGACGACGCACUCGCUGCCCUCCUUCCUUCCACGGGCACAUGCACUGAGGCUGCUCAGCAGGGGCUGUGCGGCGCAUUCGCCAAUGCCGUGGCAUUCCUCUGCCAGCAAAGCUGCCAAGGCUACGGGUAUGAGAAUGCGUGCAUGGACCAAGACUUGGCCGUGGAACAGGUGUGGCAAGCUGGCGUCUCAGACUUGGGGGCGCAGGAGCAGAUGACAUGCGAGCGCACCCGCCGCGCACUGCAUUGCAACAUGCAGCCAUUCGCAUCUCUUUGCCCGCAAACGUGCCUGAAGUGCGUCGACAACCAAACACAAGAUGAAUAUGGAGAUGCUGCAAGUGUAGAGGCACUGACGACGUUUGCGUAUCAGGAGGAGCUGAUCAAGCAGGAGAUGCGGCAGGCGAGAUACGAGUGUGCACUGCAGCGCCAAGCGGCCGACUACGACUGCGCAACCCAACAGGAACCCUGCCCGGCCUUCUAAUGCCCCAUAACCUUGCAUGUACACCACAACAGCUUCACCAUCACCUGGAUACGGGCAUUAAACCAAACCGUGCCAAG